GCCAUCAUGACUGGUAUACUUCUGCUGUUGGCUCACAAAGAGGGGACCAAGAGAUACCUGUGGGAAACUAGUUUCACCUUUGUGAUUCUGAGCAUGAUGGGAUGUCCACUUCAUUUUGCAGUAGCCUUGGAAUCUGCUCUCCUUGGCCCAUAUUGCUUCUACUCAUUUUCAGGGAUAGCAGGGACCGAUUACCUUGGUUAUGCAGUUGCCUUUCCUUUUCCAUAUGCAAACUUCCCAUCAGCUUGUGUGGACCCACCACACUAUGAAGAGUACCACCUGACACUUCAAGUCUUCGACCUGUGCCUGAGCUUUGCCAUGCUCUGUGCGUCCCUGACAGUGUUCAUCAAGCUUUCUGCAGGACUUAUCUGGAAGAGACACUUACAUGGUCAAAAGAAUGGACAAUAA
Molecule: messenger RNA, 405 nt
Organism: Leptonychotes weddellii (Weddell seal)
Lineage: Eukaryota; Metazoa; Chordata; Mammalia; Carnivora; Phocidae
Source: RefSeq, a predicted model, not a curated record